This is a messenger RNA of Cajanus cajan (pigeon pea), 1500 nucleotides long. Lineage: Eukaryota; Viridiplantae; Streptophyta; Magnoliopsida; Fabales; Fabaceae. The record is from RefSeq and is a predicted model, not a curated record.
UGAAACUGAAAUAUCGUUAUUCACUGAUUGUUGCAGGUGGACAAUCCUCAUUGGCUGAUUAUUGCACUUAUUUUGUUGCAUACUCUGAUGGAUCUUGUACAGACACUAGCAGUGCACGGGCACCAGAUAGAAUGCUAGGUGAAGUUCGGGGAAGUAACUCUAGGUGUAUGGCCUCAUCAUUAGUGCGCACAGGAUUUGUGCGAGGUUCUCUGACCCAGGGAAAUGGUUGUUAUCAGCAUAGGUGUAUCAACAAUUCUUUAGAGGUUGCUGUGGAUGGUAGCUGGAAAGUGUGUCCUCGGGCUGGUGGACCCAUUCAGUUCCCUGGCUUUAAUGGUGAAUUAAUCUGUCCUGCAUAUCAUGAGCUCUGUAACACAGAUCCAGUUAUCGUGUCUGGGAAAUGUCCCAGUGCAUGUAAUUUCAAUGGAGAUUGUGUUGAUGGAAGGUGCCACUGUUUUCUUGGAUUUCAUGGUCGUGAUUGCAGUAGACGUUCUUGCCCCAGCAAUUGUACUGGCAAUGGCAUAUGCCUCUCUGGUGGAAUAUGUGAAUGUAAAACUGGCUAUACUGGCAUUGACUGUUCCACUGCUGUUUGUGAUGAGCAAUGCAGCCUUCACGGCGGGGUUUGUGAUAAUGGAGUUUGUGAAUUCCGCUGUUCUGACUAUGCUGGAUACAUUUGCCAGAACAGCUCCAUUCUCCUCUCCAGUCUUUCGGUUUGCAGAAAUGUGCUGGGAAAUGAUAUUUCUGGGCAGCAUUGUGCACCCAGUGAACCUAGCAUACUACAGCAGCUAGAAGAAGUGGUUGUCAUGCCCAAUUACCAUCGAUUAUUUCCUGGUGGUGCUAGGAAAUUAUUUAAUAUAUUUGGCAGCACCUACUGUGAUGAGGCAGCUAAAAGGCUUGCCUGCUGGAUCUCAAUCCAGAAGUGUGAUAGGGAUGGAGACAACAGGCUAAGAGUAUGUCAUUCUGCAUGUGAGGCUUAUAAUCUGGCAUGCGGAGCUUCACUGGACUGCGGUGACCAAACCCUUUUCAGCAGCGAGGGGGAUGGGGAGGCUCAGUGCACCGGCUCUGGUGAGAUUAAAAUGUCGUGGUUUAAUCGACUAAGAAGUAGUUUUUCUUUGAGAAAUAGUUCCUCCAAAGGAAUAUCUGUAAGAUAUAGGCAGCUUUAGCUUCAAUUGUUUUCUCUCUUCUGGGGAAGAGGGGCUUGGAUUGUAACUUUUAAAGGGUUAUUGUAGGAGAAAUUGGUGGAAUGUAACGUCUUAGAUUUAGGGCCUUACUCAUCCAUAAUUGUCUAGAAAAAUGGGAUGAGGAGGUUACAGGUUUGGCUUUCGAAGAGAGCCUCUUGUAGAGAAAAUUGAAAGUCUUUGGAAUUGGAUAGGUAAUGAGGGAAAAAAAGAAAGAAAGAAAGAAAGCUAACGUGGUUAUCUGAGUUUAGGCCGAAGGCCUUCAAAGGGGGAAAAAAUGCUUCAUUUCUUUUUCUGUAUAUAUUUCUGUCUUAUUGCUCUUUGA